This is a messenger RNA of Nasonia vitripennis (jewel wasp), 2039 nucleotides long. RefSeq lists its product as uncharacterized. The transcript has 4 exons. Bases 1360 to 1827 code for a protein of 155 amino acids. Lineage: Eukaryota; Metazoa; Arthropoda; Insecta; Hymenoptera; Pteromalidae. The record is from RefSeq and is a predicted model, not a curated record.
UUAUUAGUUUUAACCAAAAUAAAACUAUCAAGGGGCACGGUAGCGCCCCGAUGGCAAAUAUAAAUUUUUAUACACUGUGCGUUGGGGCGAAGCGCGGCCCUAUUAUGUUUGUUUUUCUUCAAAACAGUUGGAUAUUUUCAUGUGGAAAUAUCUGAAAUGUACUAGUCUUCGCGGCAAAAAUAGAAUGUACUUAGUCUUUGUGGGAAAUCUGAAAUGUACUAUACGACUCUUCGUUAGGCGAGACGAUAUAUACAAUAUUAUGUCCAACUCAAUAUCUUUGAGCAUAUGUAAAUUAACUUUUUGGCUAUAUAUAUAUUCAUUCUAUUUCUUUUGCACGGUGUCUAAGACUAUUUUAAAUUUUACAGUACUAUAAUAUAUUAUGAUUUGAAUGGCAGAGUGUGCUUAUAAUAUGUUCUUGAUCGAAUCUUAAUGUAUACGUAAAUAAUGGCGCGUUAUCAAUUUACUGCCGGUAUGGUAAUAAACCGUAAAAAAAUUCUUGUUUGCUGUAUUUAAUAAUUAUAACAGAAUUUUGACAAACUUAUAUAACGAUACUAUAGUAUAGCGUAUGUGCAGAGCUAAUUAUACUAAGAAUGGUAUUAUUACUCCAAAAAUAAUAUACCAUUCUUUUCUUUUUUAGUUACUGUUGUUGUACUUUUGUUUAUUACUGAAAGUAAUGCAGGUAUGAUAUUUAAUGUAUUACGAAUAACAAGUUUCAAUAAUUAUCAUAUAUAAGUAAGGAGUUCUGUACGAAUUAAUAUUUAUUAAUUUGUAGUAUUGCGAGCGGCAAGGACUUUUAUCAUAGAUAUUAAUGCAAAUUGGCGGUUCGGAUGUAACAAGGGUCUAGCAAUUGUUUCAGAACCUGAAGAUUUAAUAGUAAAGGGAACUUUAUAUUUCAAAAAUAACAAUGAUACAGAAAACGCGUUUAGUGCAGGGUUAACAAAUUUUAUAAUAUACGAAAGAACCAAAGAAGGAAACUAUUACAAUUUAAUCAAUUGUAAAAAAUUUAAAAAAUUAAAGAAGACGAUUGAAGAACCUUUCUUAAUUGUGUAUAAGAAUUCUGGAAUUGUAGGUUUUUUAUUUAAUGCAGUAUAAGCAAAUAUUUAUUAUCGAUAGCAAGUAUAUAAUUUUGAUCCAUCAAAGAUUUCAGGUUUAAAAUUUAGUAAAAAGGACACAGAAUUCACCAAAAGUCUGAAGUACACAGUUGCUUCUGAGAUACAGUUUGAUUUAGGUAAAUUAGAAGAAAAAGGUGUAUCUAACUCUACGUUUAUUACUGAAGAAAAAACUUCCUUAGGAUCAUGCCCAGUUGAAUACAAUACUCAGGCCAAGCAUAUAUCCGAUGAAAAAAUUGGAUACAACAUUAUGAAAAACUUGUUAGAGGACAAUUGUACACGAAAAAACGAUAAUAAUAGUAUUACUUCUCCAGAUUUUUGCAAUGAUCCUUCAAAGAUGAAAGCACAUGCUACUCAUAAGUCUGAAUUUGAUGUAGCAUUUAAAAAUAAAACAGGAGUAUUUAACAAUGCGAAACUUUUUAUCGCAGCGAGCUCAAUACCAUUUAAAGCUAUAUCAAACACUUUCAACGCGUUUGUAACACUCGACCUAAAACUUAAUGGGAUGCUGCAGGAUGGCAGUCUUUUUCCAGAGUUUAAAGAUACUGGUACAGAACUGGUAAAAAGUUUGCAAGAGACAAAGCUCAACGAAUCAAUUCUCAAAGGAAAAACAGGCAAAUCUGAAAAAUUACAAAAAGUCUAUGAUGCUUUAUCUUGCCUAACUUGGCUACCAACAACAUUUCAUCGUGACUUAGUGGAGCUAGCUUUACAAUGCCGAUGAGACUGAUAAAAAUAUUCCACACACAUGAAUAUUGUAGUUUUUAUACACAUAAUUUUAUUUUUGCAUGAAACACGUUUACUCAUGACAGAAGGUUGUAAAACUUGUACGAAACUCGAAAUCGCUAUCGUAAUAUUGAGCUUGGCGUCCGAAGUUUUAAUUGUUUUAGAAAUUAAUUAUUAUUUCAAUUUUUUUAUAAUAAAAAAUAUGUGCGA